GAGUCAUGGCAUUUCCUGUGAGUGUAAACAGAGCCGUCGGGCUGCCAUGGCCUCGUCCUUUAAGUGAGCGAAACAGAGCGUCCGCCGAAGGCUUUUCUCCAUGAAACAGCCGCUCUUCGCUGCAGAUGAACGUGGCGGCGGGAUAUGAGGCGCGUGUGUUAGCGAGCUAACAUGGACGUGGGUUCAAUGCUGUACAACAGUUUAAAGGAUGUGACAUGGAGCUCCACCACUCUGCCCCUGGAUCGGCUGGUCAGUGCCUACAGACUCCCGCAGAUUGUCAAACUGGACGGCGGGGAAUCGGUGGAAGGGCUAAGAGAAAACGACUACCUCUUGAUUCAUUCGUGUCGGCAGUGGACCACGAUCACCGCCCAUAGCCUGGAGGAGGGCCAUUAUGUCAUCGGACCGAAAAUCGAGAUCCCUGUCCAUUAUGAGGGUCAGUUCAAACUCCUGGAGCAGGACAGGGACAUUAAGGAGCCUGUGCAGUACUUCAACAGUGUGGAAGAAGUGGCCAAAGCAUUCCCUGAGCGAGUCUAUGUCAUGGAGGAAAUAACGUUCAAUGUUAAGAUGGCCUCAGGCGAAUGCAAUGAGGACACAGAGGUAUACAACAUCACUCUGAACACUGGCGACGAGUUAACCCUCAUGGGCCAGGCUGAGAUCCUCUAUGCUAAAACGUCGAGGGAAAAGUCACGCUUCAACACCAUCUUCAAGCGGAUUGGAAAGCUCAACUCCAUCGGCAAGCUUGGCCGUGGCAAGAUGCCAUGCCUCAUCUGCAUGAACCACCGCACGAACGAGAGCAUUAGCCUGCCCUUCCAGUGUCGGGGCCGCUUCAGCACCUGCUCCCCCCUGGAGCUGCAGAUGCAGGAGGGCGAGCACACCAUCCGCACCAUCGUGGAAAAGACGCGACUCCCUGUGAAUGUGACUGUGCCCAGCAGCCCACCACGCAACCCGCACGACCUGCACUUGAUCCGCGAGGGUCAUCGCUACAAGCUCGUCAACAUCCAGACGAAGACGGUGGUGGUGUGCUGCGUGCUGCGAUCCAACAAGGUGCUCCCCGUGCACUUUCCUUUGCAUGUAGCCACGGCUUUGCCGCGGCUGUUGGUACCUGAGGGGCUGCUGCAUGGAGAGGCCUGGUUGGAAACAGUGGUUCACCGAUGGUUCACCUACUGCCAGGAGCAGUUCAACAUCGACGACUACUCGAGGGCAGUUCGCGAUGUGCGAGUGGACUGGCUGGAGGAUGGCAAGAGUCCCAAGAAGAGUGGUACUGGAGGAACAGGGAGCGGCAGUGGGGGUGGAAACAGCAGCAACAACGUCGGUAGCAAUGGCUGUCCCGCUCAUGUUCACCUGCCAAGCUCGCUCAGUUCAGCGCGAGACGAGCUCACUCAGUCCUUCCAUCGGCUUUCCGUCUGUGUCUAUGGUAACAAUCUUCAUGGCAACAGUGAGGUGAACCUGCAAGGAUGUGUUAGCCUGUAUGGGGAAUAUGUGCCUCCCGAACCACAAGAUGCAGAUUAUCUGUUUCCCGAGCUGCUAGACACCUCUUCUGGUCAAGGCAGCUUGUAUAAACCGGAUCUGCCAUAUGAGGAACUGUGGCUGGACCACGCAAAGAACCGCGGACCUGUACAUGAGCACACUGAGGCUGUCCGAAUAAACACAAGCAUCUCUAGCUGCCCUCCUGUCCUGCCCUACCCCAGUCCUGGUUCCACUAGUGCUCUCCUCAGUACAGAUAUCAGUCUACCUCCACCCCCUGUGCCUCCAAAGUCAGAAGCUGUGAAAGAGGAGUGUCGGUUGUUGAAUGCUCCUCCAAUUCCACCGCGGAGUUCCAAACAGACAGCUCUAAGCUCAAGCAGUGCCACAGUGCCAUUCCCACCCACCAAACCACGGCAGACAGACACUCGCUCCCCGAGCCCAACCCUGUCCUACUACUCCUCUGGCCUGCACAACAUAGGAGGAGAGAGCGAGCCUUCAAAAGACAUGGAUGAACAGAACCACGUGUGUUACCCAUGCAACUGGAUUCGACCAGAUGGCGGUGAGAGCUCCACACUGCACCCCUGCCUCAGUCCCUCCAUGGACGCCACCCUCUCCCGUCUCUCCUGGCCGAACGACUUCUGCGGAGGCGAUUUACACAAGGGAGAGGACUUCUCAUCAGUCCAGUGCCGCAGUUACUCAAGCUAUCCGAGGAAAAGGACCCCUGGUACCCCUAAGGCUUGUUCCUCAGGCCUCUUUGACUUUGAUAAAGGAGAGAGGUUUGAGGGGACUACUGCAGCCACAAAGACCCAACAUUCUGCUCAGUUUUGUACUAAAUCUACUAGUUAUACCCUGGAAAUGUACAGAGACAAAUCCAUUGAGGAAUGUAACACUAAGCAAAGCCAGUCCUGCCCUAUAUUGCCACCAAGAACCCCCAAAUCCAACGAUGCAAAGAAAGACAGGGAAUGUAAUUCGACAACGGUCACCAGUGUCGAUGCUAAAGAACUUCAGGUGGCAAGCUGCUUGGUCGAAAGGCCACAUCAAAGCACCACAGGGUCGCCAUGGCAACCGCCAACCAACCUUUCAGGCCUUUCCAUCGAAGAGGUCUCCAAGUCACUACGGUUCAUUGGUAUGUCAGAGGACGUGGUUGCGUUGUUUGUCAGAGAGAAAAUUGACGGUAAUUUGCUGCUGCAGCUGACCGAGGAGAUUCUGUCUGAGGACUUUAAGUUAAGCAAAUUACAAGUGAAGAAACUUAUGCAGUUCAUUAGUGGCUGGAGGCCCAAAAUGUAAGCUCGAACAAACCCAAAACUAGUCUAUGGCAAAACAUGCAAUGUGCUGUGAAAAAGCAGCCCCGAACACCUUGGCCUUCAGUAUUGCGUGAGACUGUUUUGUAUCUAUAUGCUAUGCACAGUCCAAAGCCUUGUAAUGAUAUUUUACUGGUUUGUAAAAAAAAACAAAAAACAAAAAAAACAAAACAAAACUAUAUAUAUGUAUAGGGUGCUUUGUGUAUUAACUUUCAUGUCUUGACCUGUACCCCUGUCUUUGUGUAAUUUCUCUCUGUGACCUUAAGGUACCUGCACAAUGAACUUAACACUUUGCUCAAACCCAAAGCCUUGAGAAAUAUGAAUAUUUUGACCCAACCUUACUAUGCCUUCACUUUUCUUGGUUGGUGAUCAAUAAAUAUUAACAAACCC
This is a messenger RNA of Colossoma macropomum (tambaqui), 3155 nucleotides long. RefSeq names its product GRB2 associated, regulator of MAPK1 (gene garem1). Gene Ontology annotation, biological process: epidermal growth factor receptor signaling pathway; cellular response to epidermal growth factor stimulus. Gene Ontology annotation, molecular function: proline-rich region binding. The transcript has 6 exons. The coding region runs from base 172 to 2751 and encodes 859 amino acids. The record is from RefSeq and is a predicted model, not a curated record. Lineage: Eukaryota; Metazoa; Chordata; Actinopteri; Characiformes; Serrasalmidae.